Drosophila obscura is the source of this 2659-nucleotide messenger RNA. RefSeq lists its product as uncharacterized. Bases 43 to 2574 code for a protein of 843 amino acids. Lineage: Eukaryota; Metazoa; Arthropoda; Insecta; Diptera; Drosophilidae. Gene Ontology annotation, biological process: sensory perception of sweet taste; detection of chemical stimulus involved in sensory perception of taste. The record is from RefSeq and is a predicted model, not a curated record. Gene Ontology annotation, molecular function: sweet taste receptor activity. The transcript is spliced from 11 exons. Gene Ontology annotation, cellular component: membrane.
CUCCGCCAAAAUGCCACUCGAUUGUCCAGUGAUAGUUUGGCCAUGCCGCAGGGCGAAACAUUUCAUCGGGCUGUCUCGAAAGUUCUGUUUAUUUCACAAAUCUAUGGGCUGCUGCCUGUCAGCAAUGUACGUGCCUUGGAUGUGGAGGAUAUACGCUAUCGAUGGCUCUCCCCACGCAUUUUCUACUCGGCACUCAUCAUAGCAUUGAAUUUCGGCGAAUUUGGAUCCGUUUUGAAUUAUGUGGGCCAGGUGGCCCUCAAUUUUCACAACUCUAGCACUCUGUCGCUGUAUGUUGUCUGUUUGUUGGAGCACUUUUUCUUCUGGAGACUGGCCAUUCAGUGGCCCAGCAUCAUGCGAUCGUGGCACAGCGUGGAGCAGCUCUUCCUACGCGUUCCCUAUCGCUUCUAUGGGGAGUACAGGAUGAAGAGACGCAUCUACAUUGUUUUUGCAGUGGUCAUGUCAUCGGCUUUGGCGGAGCAUUGUCUGCUGCUCAUAAACUCCUUUCAUCUCAGCAAUAUGGAACGAAUUCAGUGCAAGAUCAAUGUCACCUACUUUGAGAGCAUCUACAAGUGGGAGCGUCCACAUCUGUACAUGAUUCUGCCCUAUCACUUUUGGAUGCUUCCCUUUUUGGAGUGGAUAAACGAGACCAUUGCCUAUCCGCGCUCCUUCACCGACUGCUUCAUCAUGUGCAUUGGCAUUGGUCUGGCCGCACGAUUCCAUCAACUCUAUCGCCGCAUUGCUGCUGUGCACAGGAAGGUCAUGCCAGCUAUCUUCUGGACUGAAGUGCGAGAGCAUUAUCUGGCCCUGAAGCGUCUGGUGCGUCUCCUGGAUGCCGCCAUUGCACCGCUUGUGCUGCUAGCAUUUGGCAAUAACAUGUCCUUUAUAUGCUUUCAACUGUUUAACAGUUUUAAAAACAUUGGCGUGGACUUUAUGGUGAUGCUGGCCUUCUGGUAUUCCCUGGUCUUUGCCGUGGUGCGCACUCUGCUGACGAUUUUUGUGGCCUCGUCAAUCAAUGAUUUUGAGCGCAAGAUUGUUACGGCUCUGCGGGAUGUCCCCAGUAGGGCAUGGUCCAUUGAGGUUCAGCGCUUCAGCGAGCACUUGGGUCAUGACAUGACAGCUUUAUCUGGUAGUGGCUUCUUCUACCUCACACGCUCACUUGUCCUGGCCAUGGGCACCACCAUCAUCACAUACGAGCUGAUGAUAUCGGAUGUAAUCAACCAGGGCGGCAUCAGGCAAAAGACUCAAUACUGCAGACCUUGUUUGUGUUCCUGGGGAAACGCUGCAAAUCAUUUUCCACUCAACAGCGAAGCCAUGAAGCAGGUUGCGACUACGGGCAGCGCUACAAACACGCUUCAGCAUGCCAUUGGACCAUUCCUGGUGGUGGCACAAUUCUUUGGUGUGCUGCCGGUGGCUGGGAUCUGGCCAAGUUCACCCGCGGAGAAGGUGCACUUUCGCUGGCUCUCUCUGUCGUUUACUGCGGCCAUUGUGAUAUUCGCCUUCUCCAUUAUGGACUGCGUGCUGUCCUCCAAAGUGGUGCUCGAUCAUGGCCUAAAGAUCUAUACUAUAGGUUCCCUCAGCUUCAGCGUCAUCUGCAUCUUCUGCUUUGGAGUCUUCUUACAGGUGUCCCGUCGCUGGCCGCAUCUCAUUCAAAGUACAGCGGAAUGUGAGCAGAUCUUCAUGCAGCCCGGCUACGAAUGCUGCUUUGGCCGUCACUUCAGUCGUCGCCUGCGGCUCUGGGGAGUGAUUCUUUUUGUGAUCGCCCUCUGCGAGCAUUGCACCUACGUGGGCAGCGCACUGUACAACAAUCAUCUGCAGAUUGUCGAGUGCAAGCUGAAUGUGAACUUCUGGCUGAACUACUUUCAGCGCGAGCGCCAGCAGCUCUUUCUUGUGCUGCAGUUUUCCUCCUGGUGGAUACCCUUCAUCGAGUGGACCACCCUCUCGAUGACAUUUGUGUGGAGCUUUGUGGACAUUUUCCUCAUUCUGAACUUUCGGGGAUUGCAGAUGCGCUUCCAGCAGAUGCACUGGCGCAUCCGCCAGCAUGCCUUUCAGCGUAUGCCAAACGAAUUCUGGCAGAGAGUGCGCUGCGAUUUAUUGGAUCUGAAUGAUCUGCUCAGCCUCUACGGCAAAGAAUUGGCUGGACUAAUCAUCCUCUCCUGUGCCCACAACAUGUACUUUGUGUGUGUGCAGAUAUAUCACAGUUUUCGAUCCAAGGGAAACUAUGUCGAUGAACUGUACUUCUGGUUCUGCCUGUUGUAUGUCAUUGUGCGUGUCUUGAAUAUGAUGUUUGCUGCCUCUUCCAUACCGCAGGAGGCCAAGGCCAUAUCGGACACGGUCUACGAAAUACCCACGGCAUUUUGGAGCGUUGAACUGAGGCGCCUCAAUGAGAUCUUGCUCUCGGAGAAAUUUGCACUCAGCGGCAAGGGCUACUUCUUUCUCACACGCAGGCUGAUAUUUGCAAUGGUUGGCACCUUGAUGGUUUACGAGCUGGUUCUGAUCAACCAAAUGGCUGGAACUGUGGCCCAGAAGAACUUCUGUGACGGCGGUGUGGGCUCCUCCAAGAGCGUUUUUGCCUAAUUGGCUGUCUGUUUGCUUUUGAUUUUUCGCACUUAUCUGCAAUAUCUUUGUAAUAGCACACAUUAGAUCCUAUCUAAUAUCAAUA